Molecule: messenger RNA, 2570 nt
Organism: Glycine soja
Lineage: Eukaryota; Viridiplantae; Streptophyta; Magnoliopsida; Fabales; Fabaceae
Product: squamosa promoter-binding-like protein 6
Exons: 6
Coding region: 1326-2414 (362 amino acids)
Cellular component (GO): nucleus
Molecular function (GO): DNA binding
Source: RefSeq, a predicted model, not a curated record
CAUCUCUCAUGAUUUUAGCAACUGUUUUUAAUUUUCCUUUUCCAAGCGACUGAAUGGCUUUUUCUCUCAUUUCAUUUAUCUGGAUUGUGUUUUUGCCACCAUUCAGUGCAUGUUUCGAUAACCUUCAGAAUCGAUUCUGACAGCUAAAAUCAUGGUGUGUGUGACCGUGAAAAAAUCAGAAGCAACAAAGGGUUGCUUCAGUGUGACCGUGGAAAAGAAAAUUGAUUUUGCUUCACCGUGCUGCGUAUCCAAACACACAGUGAGUCCUCUGGCUUGAGCUGACACACUCUUUGCAUUCAGCAAAUUAACGUAACAUGUUCCCCACCGUGUUUCCGGAUUCAUAUCACGUGGGGGUUCUGAUAUUUUUGUAGUUUCUUUGCUGUCCUGGUACCUCUCCCUUCAACUUCUUCUUCUUCUUCUUCUUCUUCUUCUUCUUCUUCUUCUUCUUCUUCUUCUUCUUCUUCUUCUUCUCUCUCUCUCUCUCUCUCUCUCUCUCUCUCUCUCUCUCUCUCUCUCUCUCUCUCUCUUUAACUCUCCUUGUCUUUUUUUUCAAGUUAUUUUGGUUUCUCAUCAAUUAAGAAACUCACCUAAAAAUAUAGAAGAAAAGAAACAACGAAAACUGUGUUUUGCUUUUCUAUCUUUUCUUUUCCCUUGUUGUUGCGGCUCUCGUGCACCUUGCACACUGCACAGUGCUUUUUUUUUUUAUGAAGACUUUUAAGUGGUUAUUGCUAUCGGUUCAUAUUUGUUAACCUUCUUCUCUGCUGAAGCUUUAUCUGUGCAACUUGACAUUCUGAUGCUGUUGAGACACUGUUGAACUUGGGUUGUUUUGUUUGGAUUCUCUUGCACUCUGAUCCUUGUUGUGUGUGUGUGUGUGUGUUAUGGAUUCUUGGAGCUAUGUUGCUGAGGAUAAAGGGUAUGUCUCCAAUGCGGCACUAUCACCUUCCAACACACUUGGGUGAAGCAAAGGUUUAUUUUUGGGCUGGGAACUGAAAACCCCACGUAGUUAUUCCAAUGACAUGUUGGGUUUGGGACAGCAAAAUGUUGAGGAUCAUCAUCAAGGUUUUGGGGAGUUGGGUUUUCCAGGAAUGUUGGGGAAGCAGUUGUGUGGUGGUGAUCCUAAUCCUAUUGGUGCUGUUCAGAGCAGAAAGGUGGAUGAUGUUGUUGACUGCAGAAUCACUAGUCCUAGUCCUGUUGUGGCUGCCCCAAAUGGAUUUUCCUAAAGGGAGGACUUCAAUUCCAAGCUUUCGAACUCUCUUGGGGACUCCAAUGGUGGCAAUUCACUCAUUGAUCUGAAGCUUGGUAGGUUUGAUGACCAUGGAGAUGCCAUGGUUCCAACAUUUUCCAAGGGAGCCCCCAUUUUGUCUUUGUUGGAGUCGUCCACGCCGCCGAAGAGGGUGAGAGCUUUGGGGGCACAUUCUCAGACUGCUUACUGCCAAGUCUAUGGCUGUAACAAGGAUCUGAGUGGCUGCAAAGACUACCACAAGGGGCACAAAGUUUGUGAGGUUCACUCCAAGACUUACAAAGUUAUAGUGAAUGGCAUUGAACAAAGGUUUUGCCAGCAAUGUAGUAGGUGUAGGUUUCAUUUGCUGGCUGAAUUUGAUGAUGGUAAGCGUAGCUGUCGUAAAUGCCUUGCAGGCCACAAUGAGCGUCGAAGAAAACCACAAGUGGGUAUUCACUCUGGAAAAGCUGGGAGGUUGCUUCAGCUAUAUCCUGAUAGCAGAUUCCAGGAGACCAUGCUAACAUCAUCUUUUAUCUGCCAAGAGAUACUCCCCAGUGGAGUCUUGUCUUAUGAGAAAUACGAAGCGAGUGACUGGAGACCUAUCAAAGCCUGUGAAAAACAAGUUCCAUUGCUUCACAAAAAUGGUGCUACGUCUGCCACAGGAAACGUCUUCUCUGAAAACAAUAAUCAAUAUCAUCCACCUUCCCUUGGUGGCCAAAGUUCCGGGUCACAAUCACUAUUCCAGGACACCUCCUUAGGAAGCGAGGACUUCAAUGUUUUCAACACAGAAUCAGCGAGCCAAUCAUCAGGGAUUCCCAUGGCUCGCCCGAUGGUUAUUCCAAGCAGCCAUAGCCAUUACAGCAUGAAUCAGGUUUCUGAAAAGAUGAUGGGAAUAAGUUCUCAGGCUUCAAAUAGAGUGUUUGAUAGGUUUCCACCUGAAUUCAAUCCUGUAGAUGGACGUCAUCUUAGACCCAUAUUGAUAUCAGACAAUAAUGAAAUUUUCAAUUUUGAAAUGGCAGAUGGGAUCUUCCAAGGGUCGGAUUUUGUGAAUGUGAAAGAUCGUCUUUCCUGUGAAGACGGCCUCACCUUUGACUCGCUUCAACUAUCAUCUCAACUGCAGCGCGUCGAGCAACAGAGGCAGUUCUUGCAGGUGAAACAAGAAAAUGACUCUUCCUGCUCUCUGCGGAUUACUUAAGAUGCUUUCAAGUUUAAAGAGGAACAACUUGUGUUUGUGCAAUAUGUUGUGACAGACUCCAAUGCCGGUCAUUCAAUUCCUUAACAAUGUAGGGCACAGUGGGGAGAAGCUUAAGAUGGUGAUUGGUAUCUGCUGCUAACUAGUUUACAUGGUUUU